AAAGUGAAUGCGAAAUAAAUAGAGUGUAUGUGAGUGUAUGAAAUUGGUUUAAUAAUAAUUAAAAUUUAAAAUAUUGAAUUCUGAUGAGUAGAUAAGCAAAUUCAUAAGAUUAUGAUUGGUUGGUAAAGGUUAUUGUAAUUGGUGAUUCAGGAGUAGGUAAGACAAAUAUAUUGUCUUAAUUUUGUGAUGCAAAGUUUUCGAUAACUCAUAUGGCUACUUUGGGAGUUGAUUUUAAGAUCAAAACAAUAGAUGUAGAUGGAAAGAAAUUGAAAUUGUAAAUUUGGGACACAGCAGGAUAAGAGAGAUUUAGAAAUAUAACAAAAACAUAUUACAAGGGUGCAUAAGGAGUAGAAAUAAAUAUAUAUUCAUUAGGUGAUUUUAACAUAUAGUGUAAUUGAUAGACAAUCGUUUUAGAAUGUUGAUGGAUGGUUGAGGGUAUGAAUAGUUUAGAUAUAAAAAGUCAAUAUAAGAGAAUACUAAUUCAAAUGAUGUUCAAUUAGUGUUAGUAGGUAAUAAAGCUGACAUGUCUGCAGAAAGAUAAGUAACAAUGGAAGAAGGAUAAAAGUUAUCAUAAUAAUAUAACAUUCCAUUCUUUGAGACUUCUGCUAAAAGCAAUAUGAACAUUAAUGAAUCAUUCAAUAAUUUAGCUUAGAGAAUCAUAUCAACUUUAUGCAAAAUGUAAGCUAAUGAUGAUGGACAAAAACUUGAUUUAAAGAAAACAGAAGGAAAAGAAAAAAAUAAAUCUGAUGUAUUAUAUAAAAAAUUCAUUAAUAGGUCUGUUGCUGAUAUUAUAAAUUAAUUACACAAGAUUUACAUUUAUUUUUGCUGCU
Paramecium sonneborni is the source of this 830-nucleotide messenger RNA. Lineage: Eukaryota; Ciliophora; Oligohymenophorea; Peniculida; Parameciidae. The record is from the annotation of a GenBank genome assembly.